Messenger RNA from Colletotrichum acutatum, 717 nucleotides. RefSeq lists its product as uncharacterized. Gene Ontology annotation, biological process: snRNA transcription by RNA polymerase III; snRNA transcription by RNA polymerase II. The record is from RefSeq and is a predicted model, not a curated record. Lineage: Eukaryota; Fungi; Ascomycota; Sordariomycetes; Glomerellales; Glomerellaceae. The annotation marks the transcript as partial. The transcript is spliced from 2 exons. Gene Ontology annotation, cellular component: snRNA-activating protein complex. Gene Ontology annotation, molecular function: RNA polymerase III type 3 promoter sequence-specific DNA binding; RNA polymerase II cis-regulatory region sequence-specific DNA binding.
GCCCCUUUGCCUGGGAGCCAGUGAAAGCAGUCUAGGUAGGAGUGGGCGAUGGCUGACGCAUACAUGUAGUAUUGGCAUUUCGUCUCCUCUGCCCGAAAGAGGCGACCCCUGCCUAUUGUCGCUACCGCUGUUGCAGAAUAAACCGAGCUCCAGCCUCUGAACCGAAGUUCUGCAUGCAGAACUGAGCUCAUUUGAUUCAUUCGCUUACGAGCCAGGGCGCGGCACAGUGGGGGUUCCUCUGUAAGUAGGCUGCGCUGGGGAAUGAUGGAGGCGCGUUCAAGUCAUUGCCCUCCUUUAUCAUAUAUUUAUCUUGAUACCAGCUCUCGCGCGGUAAAUCACACUCCAUAAGAGCGAAUCAGACAGCGAGCCUUUAUAGAUCAUUUUAAAACUUCGGGCUUCUCUCAUAGACUACUUUCUGGCAUCAGUUCAUCUUGUCUUUCCGUCUACAUAAAAUACCGAGAACACCAUGCCACCUACUAGAGAACGAAGAUGGUGGACGAGCCAAGAAGAUGACAUACUCAAACGAGAGGUGCAGGGGAAAAUGCGCCAAGGCGGGAGCGUCCAAAACUGGAACGACAUCGCCAUGUCAUUACCAGGCCGUACCAACAAGGACUGCCGCAAGCGGUGGGCGAAGAUUCAAGUCGACAUCCGAAAAGGUGCUUGGACGCAAGAAGAAGAUGAGAGGUUGCAGAAGGCCGUGCUGCAACUCGGAUGCAA